AUGGAGGACGUUUACACUAUAAAAGUGAAAACAAAACCCGAUGUGAGGAACUUAUAUCCGUCGGAGAGGCGAUAUUCGGCUUCCACUGUAUCUGGUUUAGCUUGGGUCCACAUUGCUUUGGCUGCUACAACAUUCCUACUGAGCUGUCUAACUUUAAUCACUCCAGACACUUCAAAUUUUAACGGUUUCGAAGAUUUAGGAAACUCAACGGAUACAAGUGGCAAAUCCGAUUACGUUUUAGUGCUAGCGCCGUGUUUGAUAACCAUCUUCGCCUUAGCAUCUGGCGUAACAGCACUUUUAGCUUCAAUAAGAUGGUAUAUAGACAGAAAUAUAACUUGGUUUUUCAUCACCUCAAUAUUAACAACACUAGUGUCGCUCUCUUCCUUCGUAAUCGUCGCCAUUUGGACUAUAACAGAUGAUGUGGGGACGGAAAUGAAAGAGGUGUAUGUACUAAAACAUUCCGAUGUAAUGGUGAGUAACGAAACACAUUUUAUUAUACCCAGAAACGCGACGGAUACGAAUGUAGAUAGUAAUAUGCUAACAGACAAGGUUUUGUCUAUCAAUAUUUUGAUAGCAGCGUUUCUAGAGCUAGUAUGGUCUGUUCUGAGCACGAAAAUAGCUUUCAGAGGCAUGAGAAGCAACUACAACGUAGAGGACACGAGAGGAAACUGCGUCCAAGUAGUGACGACAAUAAAGGGUGACAUGAAUAAGAGGAAAAACAACAUAGUCAAUCAUUAUCCGAGUCGGAAGAUAAAGAGGAUAUUUCUGGCGCAGAGCGAGAACGGUUUCUAUUUGAAAAACCAGAAUUCCAAAGCGAAGAACACGGAAACCAGUUCGGAAUUCUACAAGGAACGUAUGAUGAAUUUUUUAAACCGCUGCGCGUCCUUGGAAGGGGUGUCGAACCCGGAACAGACGCCUAGCGUGCGGUCCGAAGUCAACCAGAAGCCGGUACCGAGUACCCCAAAUACGAGGGUCACACCGGUCAGUUGGGGUGACUCCCCCGAACAUAUGGUGUACAACCAGAACAACUUGAAUUUGGAUAGAAUUUUCAAUUUUCGACGAGAGGACAAGACUGUCGAUAGUAAGGACUGA
Molecule: messenger RNA, 1092 nt
Organism: Leptosia nina
Lineage: Eukaryota; Metazoa; Arthropoda; Insecta; Lepidoptera; Pieridae
Source: the annotation of a GenBank genome assembly